AUGGUUUAUUACUUUCCUCCAUGUUCUGAACUGGGGAUUUCUGGAAACUCUUUCGGAUUUGGCUUUGAUUUUACAAGAACAGCCCUUGACUGUUGGAUUCGUGGCCCCAAAUCUGAGACUGGUUAUAAUUGUAUGGUGGAUUGGUUUAAUGGUUUGUAUUAUGUGAAUUUGACAAUUAUGAUUAUGUCAAACCUUGACCAAAAGCAAGUUGCUCUUGUUGAUGUUGAGGGGGUUGUUGGCUCAUCUCCUGAGUUACCCCCUUCAACUCAGCAGGAGCAACCUGUUGCUACUGCUGAGGGCUCAUCUGAGCCUUCUCAACAGCAACAAGAAGAUCCUAAUCCUGCUUCUACUGGAGGUAAACCAGUUGAUAAAAAAACUUCAGAUUCUAAAAUGAAUGGGACUUCCACACUUACAGCCCACAUUCUUUCAUGUCUUAAGAACCCUCAUUGUAAAGAUACCAGACAGACCUUGUUAACUCUGCAAAAUUUUUUUGCUAGUCAUGAUGAAAAUGAGGGGAAGGGAAAUUUGGGGGUUUGGAAAUUUAAUCAAGAUGACAUUCGGAAAGGAUUGUCUUAUAUGCUCAUUGUAGAUGAGUUGCCUUUUAAGCAUGUAGAGGGUAUGGGGUUUAAGAGAUUUAUGAGUGUUGCAUGCCUUAGGUUUCACAUUCCUUCUAGAUGGACUGUUAAUAGGGACUGCUACCAAAUGUUUCUUUAUGAAAGGUUGCAGUUGAAAAAUAUUUGGAAUAAUAGGAAUAAUGAUUGGAUUCUUCAUAAAAGAAUCAUUAAUCUUGUACCUGUUUGUGGGCAUAAAGGGGACUACAUAAGUAAAACACUUGAAAAUUGCUUGCUUGGUUGGGAUAUUAAGAAUGUUUUCACAGUAACUAUGGUUAAUGCUGCACAUGUGAUCAAUUUGGUUGUGUCUAAUGGUCUGAAAGAAAUGCAUGACUCUGUUAAGAAAGUUAGAGAUUAUAGACGUUACAUUAGGAACAGUCCAUCUAGACUUAAGAAAUUUAAAGACCUUACUGCUGCUGAUGAUAAACUUGGCACCAAAAAGUCCUUGUGUCUUGAUGUUGCAACUAGGUGGAACUCCACUUCUCUUAUGCUUGACACUGCUUGCUUGUUUCAAUCUGUUUUUUAA
This is a messenger RNA of Mercurialis annua (annual mercury), 1137 nucleotides long. Its product is annotated as zinc finger BED domain-containing protein RICESLEEPER 2-like. Bases 1 to 1137 code for a protein of 378 amino acids. The transcript has 7 exons. The record is from RefSeq and is a predicted model, not a curated record. NCBI's taxonomy places the organism in Eukaryota, Viridiplantae, Streptophyta, Magnoliopsida, Malpighiales, Euphorbiaceae.